GAAGUGAGCUGGCUGGCACGCACGUGGUUCGCAUCCCCGGUCUGUGAAUUGCUGCCUUCAGGCCCGGGAGGUGAACUCCUCAUCGCUUCUGCUUGUGGAGUUUCCUUUGCAGUGCUACUGAUAAACAUUUAGAAAAAUGGAGUACAUGAAAGAACCAGCAACCAGCAGCCAAGGGAACAUUCUCUGCUGCCAGUGUGGGAUUCCAAUUCCCCCAAAUCCUGCAAAUAUGUGUGUUGCAUGUUUGCGAACACAAAUUGACAUCAGUGAGGGAAUUCCAAAGCAGGUAUCAGUCCAUUUCUGCAAACAGUGUGAACGAUAUCUGCAGCCACCUGGGACAUGGAUACAGUGUGCUUUGGAGUCUAGAGAACUGCUUACUUUGUGCCUUAAAAAAAUAAAGGCUUCAUUGAGCAAGGUGCGCCUUAUUGAUGCAGGUUUUGUCUGGACCGAGCCACAUUCAAAGAGACUGAAAGUGAAGCUUACGAUUCAGAAGGAGGUGUUGAACGGAGCCAUUCUCCAGCAGGUCUUCAUUGUCGAUUUCACAAUGCUGUCCCAGAUGUGUGAUGAUUGCCACAGAGUAGAAGCAAAAGAUUUCUGGAAAGCGGUGGUCCAGGUUCGUCAGAAGGUUCAGCACAAGAAAACAUUCUUCUAUUUAGAACAGAUUAUUUUAAAACACAGGUUGCAUCAGAACACGCUACGAGUCAAAGAAAUACAUGAUGGCCUUGACUUUUACUAUGCUUCCAAGCAGCAUGGACAAAAGAUGGUGGAGUUCCUUCAGUGCACCGUACCAUGCAGAUCCAAAACUUCCCAGCGUCUGAUCUCCCAUGAUAUCCACACGAACGCGUACAAUUACAAGAGUACCUACUCUGUGGAAAUUGUUCCUAUAUGUAAGGACAAUCUUGUUUGUCUAUCUCCAAAACUGGCACAGAGCCUUGGGAACUUGAAUCAGAUCUGUGUGUGUGCCCGUGUGACCAGCACCAUUCACCUGAUUGACCCUAGCACUCUCCAGAUUGCUGAAGUUGAUGGAAACACAUAUUGGCGUCAUCCUUUCAGCAGUCUGUUCCACCCUAAACAACUGGAGGAAUUUAUUGUAAUGGAAAUCGACCUGAUCAGAGAUCGAAAACAAGGAGCCGGGGCAGGCAUACGAUCAAACAAACACACACUUGCUGAAGUUUGGGUUCAAAAAACAUCAGAAAUGAAUACAAACCAGCAGUAUCAUACACGUACUCAUCUGGGACAUCUGCUGAACCCUGGAGACUUGGUGCUUGGGUUUGAUUUGGCAAACUGUAAUGUGAACGAUGAGUUUGUUAACAAGAUGAAUCCUCACCAAGUCCCUGAUGUGAUACUAAUCAAAAAGAGUUAUGAUCGUUCUAAACGACAGCGUCGGAGGAACUGGAAGUUGAAAGAACUAGAAAGGGACCGUGAAGGAAUGGAUACAGAUGAUGAAAGGCAAUAUCAAGAUUUCCUUGAGGACCUUGAGGAAGAUGAACUUAUAAGAAAGAAUGUUAACAUUUACAAAAAGGAGAAUAUUGCUGUGGAGAGCGACACAGACGAGGAGGGAGCUCCUCGGAUCAGCCUUGCGGAGAUGUUGGAAGAUCUUCACAUAUCUCAUGAUGCCACUGGUAGUGAGGGAGCCGAGAUGCUGACGGAAUAGAGACUCUUCAAAACAUCUGGCUGGUGCAGUUUUUUUUUUUUUUAAAGAUAAUUCAAAACCUGCCCAAUUUAAUCUGAACCAGCUCAUGCAUAUUUCUUUCUAAUGGUGGAUUGCCGAGUCUGUUUUGCAUCAUUUGAAAAUAUAUUAUUAAAAUAAUGCACCUUUUAA
Pelobates fuscus (common spadefoot toad) is the source of this 1819-nucleotide messenger RNA. RefSeq names its product NMD3 ribosome export adaptor (gene NMD3). Gene Ontology annotation, biological process: ribosomal large subunit export from nucleus. The coding region runs from base 137 to 1651 and encodes 504 amino acids. Lineage: Eukaryota; Metazoa; Chordata; Amphibia; Anura; Pelobatidae. Gene Ontology annotation, cellular component: nucleus; cytoplasm. Gene Ontology annotation, molecular function: ribosomal large subunit binding. The record is from RefSeq and is a predicted model, not a curated record. The transcript has 16 exons.